CGCGCCGGGGGCUUCUGGGAAACGGCUUGUGAGCGGCGUUUCUGCGUCUGCUUUGGACAGCGAAGCUGCUGCGGAUCCUGAGUUGGAGGAGUGCCUGUGAAGAAAACAGGGUAUUUCCCUGAGGCCUGUAUCCUGCCUUGAUUGACUUUUCUUUAAGUAUUAUAAAUCAGGAUGUCUGCACAGUCCGUGGAAGAAGAUUCAAUACUUAUAAUCCCAACUCCAGAUGAAGAGGAAAAAAUUCUGAGAGUGAAGUUGGAGGAGGAUCCUGAUGGUGAAGAGGGAUCAAGCAUCCCCUGGAACCAUCUUCCUGAUCCAGAGGUUUUCCGACAGCGAUUCAGGCAGUUUGGAUACCAGGAUUCCCCUGGGCCCCGUGAAGCUGUGAGCCAGCUUCGAGAACUUUGCCGUCUAUGGCUCAGGCCAGAGACACACACGAAAGAACAAAUUUUGGAGCUGGUAGUGCUGGAGCAGUUUGUUGCCAUCCUACCCAAGGAACUGCAGACCUGGGUUCGAGAGCAUCAUCCAGAGAAUGGAGAGGAGGCUGUGACAGUGCUGGAGGAUUUAGAGAGUGAGCUCGAUGACCCAGGACAGCCGGUUUCUCUCCGUCGACGAAAACGGGAGGUUCUGGUAGAGGAAAUAGUUUCUCAAGAAGAAGCUCAGGGAUUACCAAAUUCUGAGCUUGACGCUGUGGAGAACCAGCUCAAGUGGGCAUCCUGGGAGCUCCAUUCCCUAAGGCACUGUGACGAUGAUGGUCGGACUGAAAAUGGAGCACUAGCUCCAAAGCAGGAGAUUCCUUCAGCCGCAGAAUCUCAUGAAGUUCCUGGCACUCUCAAUAUAGGUGUUCCUCAGAUUUUUAAGUACGGAGAAGCCUGUUUCCCCAAGGGCAGAUUUGAAAGAAAGAGAAAUCCCUCUCGAAAGAAACAGCAUAUAUGUGAUGAAUGUGGAAAACACUUCAGUCAGGGUUCAGCCCUCAUUCUUCAUCAAAGAAUCCACAGUGGGGAGAAACCCUACGGAUGUGUUGAAUGCGGGAAAGCAUUCAGCAGAAGUUCUAUCCUUGUGCAGCAUCAGAGAGUCCAUACUGGAGAAAAACCUUACAAGUGUCUUGAAUGUGGAAAAGCCUUUAGCCAGAAUUCUGGGCUCAUUAAUCAUCAGAGAAUCCAUACUGGGGAGAAACCUUACGAAUGCGUUCAGUGUGGGAAAUCUUAUAGUCAAAGCUCAAAUCUUUUUAGACAUCAGCGAAGACACAAUGCAGAAAAACUUCUGAAUGUUGUGAAAGUAUAAGAAAUUACAAAAAAAAAUCAGCACUCAGGUCUUUUUCUUCAGAAAUGAAGACAAAAUUAAAAACAUGAAAUGAUAAAUAAUAGUUUUAUUUCCCUAUAUAGACUGUUAGAAAAUCCACUGGGAAAUGUAGAAAAUCUUCACCCACCAUUAUUUUAUCUUGAAAGAAACGAUGUCAUACCUGCCUAGAAACUGAAAUUUUCAACUAAAUUCAGGUGUUAAUGCCUAAAUCUUCCAUGUGAUAUUUAUAUUAUUACUUUUCCAAAUAAUGAACUACCUGAUUCUUUGUCCCUUUAAAGUUUCCUUUUUAGACAGACAUUAUUUCUUUAUUGAUCAUUAAAAUGUUCUUUGCAAGGAUACAUUCCCUUCUACAUUAAAAGGCAACAUAGGAAUUAUAAAAUCUGAAAGCCGAAACCAUUUUUAAAAGAUUUAUCCUUCUGCUUCCUUUUACCUAAUUUGAAUAUGCAUUUCAGAAAAUAGAAGAUAAAGGAUGACCAAAAGCCUCAAAGUAAAAUGAGCCUUAAAACUCAGAUAAGAAGUGAUGGUGAUAAAACAUCAAAAAGUGAAUGGGACACCUAGAUUGGGCAAGACAAAUACUUUGAUCCAAGAAUUGAAGUAUAUCGAGAAUUUAUCUCAAUGUAGUUAUCUGCCUGCAGGGAAACUCAAACACCGCUUAUCCUGUCUAAUUUGAUGGCAUCCCACUAAUGAGAAUAAUGGUCUCCUGUGUUACCAGUAGAAAGUGGACAGUGAACAGUAAACACUUGUAAAACUAUGAGAGUAGACAUUCUAACACUAGGGAAGAAUUUGUAAACGGCAGUGUUGAAGGGCAAAUGUAAACAGGAGGGUAAUGGUCUGUCUUGGCUUUUAGAAAACAAAAGAGACUUGAAGAUCUAAUUUAUUAUUUUGCCUUUUCUUGGUUAAAGACAUAAAAAUCCAUGACAGGUGGGCAACAAGUAUCAGGUUUGCUGUUUUAUUCUUUUGGUACAAAAGGGUUGCACACCAGGCUAACAAAACAGCCAUGCAUUUAUUAUUAAACGUUUUCUACCGAUAAGGCACUGUGCUAGGUACUGUAACCCUACCAUAGGUAGGUAGAUACUUCUUCCACUGUAAAUCAUUGGGGAUUUGGUCUAAAGCUGUUUCAUGUGGGUUAGCUGCUUCCCUCUGUCUGAGCAGUCCUGGGGGAGGUCAUCUCUGAGAUUCACAGAGCCAUAGUUCUCUUACCAGGGUGUGUAUUUGGGGGAAAAGAAGACUCCGCUCAUAGAGCUAGCCAGCUCUCCAGCAAUCUUCAGAGGUGAGUCCAAGAUACUUUUAACACAGUUUGGAUGUUUGUGGGUCUUUUAAAAAAACUAAUCAAUCUCUAAUAGCAUUGAGGUUGUACUUACAUGUUAAGUUGAAUGGAUUGUUCUAUUUAAAAAUAAUAGGUUAUUAACAACUAGUUUAUUAACUAUCAGAAUUGAUUGAACUAUUUUUUUUUUUAAUUUUAAGUCUUAACACAUUUUAAAAAAUGUAUAAAAAGUAAUACAUUGUAGUAGUAGGAUUAUAUACUCCUUGGCUGAGAAUCCCAAGUACUGUGGUUUUACUGUUUAGUGGAAAACUCUGGAAGUUAAAAUAGAGAAUAUGAGGAAAGACUUCUUUAUAGUGGGCAUUAAUUGUGUGGAAAAUGACCCAUGUGAAUAAAAAGAUUUCAUAGUUCCAGAGAUUUUGGUUACAUCUGGUGCUUGGAUCAAAUUUGAAAAUGGAAGGUGAGAUUUGCAUGAGCCUGUUAAAAAGCAUAGUAAUAAAUGCAAGGCCAGCUGGUGGAAAAGUGAGGCAGAAUGGAGCUUGUUUAUAGAUUUCCUGAUAACAAUUAAUUAUAAGAAAUGUGCUUUAUAGAUUAAGAUUUAUUGAAGUAUAAAUAUGUAGUAAUGAUAUAAUGUAUUUUAAGUUAUACAAGAAAAUGUAGGGACUUUUGUUUGGGUCUUUUUCUCUUUGUGGCUGAGAGGAAACCAGUCAAUGUCCAAUAAAGCUAUAAACUCCUCUGCUCUAAGAUAAAA
Molecule: messenger RNA, 3308 nt
Organism: Lontra canadensis (Northern American river otter)
Lineage: Eukaryota; Metazoa; Chordata; Mammalia; Carnivora; Mustelidae
Gene: ZNF24
Product: zinc finger protein 24
Exons: 4
Coding region: 172-1278 (368 amino acids)
Biological process (GO): regulation of transcription by RNA polymerase II
Molecular function (GO): DNA-binding transcription factor activity, RNA polymerase II-specific; RNA polymerase II cis-regulatory region sequence-specific DNA binding
Source: RefSeq, a predicted model, not a curated record